This is a messenger RNA of Anolis sagrei ordinatus, 2440 nucleotides long. It is a transcript of the gene ETV3, whose product is annotated as ETS variant transcription factor 3. Gene Ontology annotation, cellular component: nucleus. The record is from RefSeq and is a predicted model, not a curated record. Gene Ontology annotation, molecular function: DNA-binding transcription factor activity, RNA polymerase II-specific; sequence-specific DNA binding. Gene Ontology annotation, biological process: regulation of transcription by RNA polymerase II; cell differentiation. NCBI's taxonomy places the organism in Eukaryota, Metazoa, Chordata, Lepidosauria, Squamata, Anolidae.
CUCGGGGUGAGUCAGGGCCAGUGGGUGGCCGAGGAGAGGCGUUUCCGUUUCCGGAGGCUGCGAGCUGGGGGUGGGAGAGGGACUCCGAAAGGGAAGAAAGAAAGGAAAGAGAGCAAGGAACCAGGAGGAGGCGGCGAGAGAAGGCACCGAGAGGCAGGACGGACGGAGGGAGCCAGCCCGCUGCUGCCGGGGCUCAGGAGGACCAGAAAAAUGAAGGCAGGUUGUCCCAUUGUGGAGAAGCCGGAAGCUGGCGGAGGCUAUCACUUCCCAGACUGGGCCUACAAGACUGAAUCCAGUCCAGGCUCCCGGCAAAUCCAGCUCUGGCACUUCAUCCUGGAGCUGCUGCAGAAGGAGGAGUUCCGGCACGUCAUUGCCUGGCAGCAGGGCGAAUACGGGGAGUUUGUCAUCAAAGACCCCGACGAAGUGGCCCGGCUGUGGGGCCGGCGGAAAUGCAAGCCCCAAAUGAACUACGACAAGCUGAGUCGGGCCCUCAGAUACUAUUACAACAAGAGAAUCCUCCACAAGACAAAAGGGAAGAGGUUCACCUACAAGUUCAACUUCAAUAAGCUGGUGAUGCCCAAUUACCCCUUCAUUAAUAUCCGGCCUACCGGGGUCGUCCCGCAGAGCGCUCCUCCUGUCCCCACGGCGUCUUCCCGCUUCCACUUCCCUCCUCUGGACAGCCACUCUCCCACCGAAGAUUCUCACCAUGGCCGUUUCCCCGGCAGGCUCCUGGUGCCCCCGCCUGGCACAGAAGGUCUCAAUAACGGCGCCCUCGGCGAGAAGUCAUCCCCGGUGCCCGAAUUGGAUAGCGGCUCCCCGGACUGGCGUCACGGCGUGGACCCGCUGGCCUCUCGCAACUCCUCCUCUGCUGCUGCCGCUGCCGCCUUGGGCGGUGUUGCCCCCCAGAAGCGUAAGCCGGACUUGGUGCUUCCUCUCUUUGGCCGGUCGGGGAUGUACCCUGACCCGCACAGCCCGUUCGCCGUCUCCCCGCUCCCGUCGCGCGGAGGGAUCCUGAACGUCCCGAUCUCGCCCGCCUUGUCCCUGACGCCCACCUUCUUCUCCUACAGCCCCUCCCCCGGCAUGAGCCCCUUUGCGCCCGCUGGGGGCAGCUGCUUCUCCUUCAACCCCGAGGAGAUGAAGCACUACCUCCACUCCCAGGCUUGCUCGGUGUUCAACUACCACCUGAGCCCCAGGACCUUCCCUCGCUACCCGGGCUUGUUUAUGCCCCCCUUCCCGUGCCCCCCGGCACCUCCGGAGGAUCAGGCCCCAUUUCCCAUCAAGCUGCAGCCUCCGCCGGUCGGGCGCAAGAACCGGGAGAGGCCGGAGAGCGGGCCCAGGGCUUCUCAGCCUCCUCCGGCAUCGCCCCCGCAGAUUAAGACGGAGCCUGUCUCUGACCCGGAGCUGGAGAGCAGAGAGUCCCCAAAGAGAGACCAAGUGGGGCGGGAGGAAAGCGACAAUGCAGCUAAGACCCCCAAUUAUCAGGAACGGGAGAAAGAGGCUCUCUUUGCCAGGCCGGUGACCCCGACGUGGGUUGCAGUGUCGCCAUCCCCUAGUCAGGCCAUCACCCCGGCUGUUGAAAAGCCGAAGCAAGAGGAAGGGGUGGGUGACAGAGCAGGCCCCCCGGAAUCCGUGGGAGAGGCACCAGCCCCGGAAAAGAGGGAGGAUGCCCUGAUGCCCCCCAAGCUGCGCCUGAAGCGCCGCUGGAAUGGUGACCGGCAGGCAGAGGUCUCCGAGGAGGGUCCCGGCAGGCACCCCAUCUGGGGCAGCCGCCUGGACACCCCUCAUAUCCUCCUGGCCCCCAAGGCUGCCAUGGAUACUUAGACUUGUGGGGUUCCACAGCAGUAGGGCUCUUCCUUUGUCCCGUCACAAGGUUGGCCUGGGCUGGGGCCCGGAUGGUGACGACAACAAUGAGGGCUGGAAUGGUUUGCUGAAUUCUAGGCUUUUUUUUUUUUUUUUAUGGGAAGGGGUUUGCUUUGUGCGUGUGUGUGUAUGCGUGUGCGCAUGUUAAUUGCAGGUAAAAUGCAGUCCGCCAUGUUUUGGGGGUACUGGGGCGGGAAGUUACAAAAGUCCAAAACACCCCCACACUUCCACCCUAUCCCCAUUUUUUUUCCUAUAGCAUUUUAUAGACGCAAGAAUCUGCCUGAAUGUAUAUAAAUUGUGUUGUUGGAAGGCUUUCGUGGCUGGAAUCACUGGGUUACUGUGAGUUUUCUGGGCUGUAUGGGUGUGUUCCAGAAGCAUUCCCUCCUGACGUUUCACCCACAUCUAUGGCAGGUAUCCGCAGAGGUUGAGAGGUCUGUUGGAAACUAGGCAAGUGGGGUUUAUAGACCUGGAAUAAUGUCCAGGGUGGGAGAAAGAACUCUUGUCUGUUGGUGGCAAGUAUGAAUGUUGCAAUUGGCCACCUUGAUUAGCAUUGAAUAGCCUUGCACCUUCGAAGCCCAGC